AUGGCUACUCUCAUUCAAAACGGGGUCCAGAUAGCCUUCGGCAUCGAGCUCGAGCUCCUACUUCAGGCAAAAGACAAAAGGCUAAGUGACCUUAAGCGUCUUGGAUAUGUAGACAAUGACAAGGAGCACAGAUCCGAACUCGGCCGGGGUAUGAAUCAACAGGCAAUCGAAAAGUACAUCCAACAACGUCUCGAUGCGGUCCAGCUUCCUUCUCAACAACGUCGAAACAAAAUGGCGCAGAAGGACUACAGCUUGUGGGGCAUUGAGAAGGAUGAGUCCAUCACCAAAAAGAAAAUUGGAUGCUAUGGCGUUGAGUUGGUUUCUCCGGUUUUAUUUCACGGUUGGCCGAACACUCUGGAACAGGUCAUCGACAUUAUCAAAGAUGCCUUCACAAUCGUCGAGGACGCCUCCACGGGGACGCAUGUUCACAUCGCUCCGCUCGGUAGGCCAUGGUCCGACGCCGAAUUCAAACAGCUCAGCAAGGGCAUUGUCGCUUGGUCCACCUUGCUCGAACCUUUGAUGCCUCGUCCAUCGCGAAAUUGUUAUGCGAGAUGGAACCACGAACAAUGGCCGGACAGAAAACAGCAAGAGAACAUCAUCAUGUCGAUUGAUCGUCUUUCACGGGACGAGAUCAAGCACAAAAUCUCUCUGGACCGAAGAUAUGCUUGGAAUCUCUAUCCGACCGACACAAUCGAGUUCCGCCGUCCAUACCAGACACUGUCCCACAAGGAAGCCUUACAUUGGGUCGUCCUAACGCUUAGUUUAGUCUCCUUCUUCUUGCGGAACGGCGAACUACAAGUGCCACAACAAAACGAUAUCAAGGCUGCCAGGGAGAAGAUUAGAAAAGAGUCGAAUAAGCUUGGCCUUGCUCUCCACCUGAAUUUCAGCUUCUGCAAAUAA
Trematosphaeria pertusa is the source of this 900-nucleotide messenger RNA. RefSeq lists its product as uncharacterized. The transcript is spliced from 2 exons. The record is from RefSeq and is a predicted model, not a curated record. Lineage: Eukaryota; Fungi; Ascomycota; Dothideomycetes; Pleosporales; Trematosphaeriaceae. The coding region runs from base 1 to 900 and encodes 299 amino acids.